This is a messenger RNA of Cannabis sativa, 4985 nucleotides long. Its product is annotated as pentatricopeptide repeat-containing protein At1g05600. The transcript is spliced from 2 exons. The record is from RefSeq and is a predicted model, not a curated record. Lineage: Eukaryota; Viridiplantae; Streptophyta; Magnoliopsida; Rosales; Cannabaceae. Gene Ontology annotation, molecular function: protein binding. Bases 3389 to 4894 code for a protein of 501 amino acids.
UCUGUUAUUCGAGCAUAAGUGUGUGGUUUUACUUUAGCAUUGGAUUGGACUCUUAACCUAAUCACUAUCAGACUCAGACCCCCGUGGACGACGACGGAGACGCCGACGAUCGAAGACGACGACAUCUUCUCCCCUACUCGCUGACGACGAAGGUCAUCUCCUCCCUAAGUUGCCGACGGCAUCUUCACCAACGACGAAAGCGACACAGCUCCUCCCUCCCCAACGAAGACACAUCUUCUCCCUCGCUAACGGCAGCAACUCAGGUCUCUUAUUUUUCAUUUUUCAGAGUAUGAUUAUGUAUAUAUGCAUUUUAUUUUAGGAAUAGAAGUACAAUUUUCGAGUUCCACAACAAGAAUGAGAUUGGAAAUUGAUUAGGAGAACUUUUGCAUUCUCAUUUCCCCCAAAAUUAGAGAAAUCAAAACCAAGAAAAUUGUCCCAUGAUGAUAUUGUUUUUGUUGUUAUAGCCUCCGAAUGAUGAUGAGAGUGUUCUAGAACUAAAACUAAUCUUAUGGUGUUGUUGACCCAGUUAACCAUUCUUUCACUUUCAUCUUAUUAUGGUUUCACCAACCAUAUAUAUAAAUAUAUAAAGUUAUAAAGUUAUCUAGCAUAACAUUUGUAGAUUGUUCUCUGAUGUGAUUAUUGUAACUCUAUUAAUUAAAAUAGGCUGAGAUUAGAGUUUAGUCAACUAGAAAGGGCUAAACAUGUUGUAUCAAUAUUUAUUUUAAUUUAAAGAAAUUUAUAAAAUAUAUAUAAUGAUAGUUUUUUUUUUAUAAAUACAUGUUAUGAUUUUUAUAUAUACAAUUGGGAAUGGAGAGAUUUAGUCGAUAUUUUCAUUUUUGUUGCCAUACCAUUACCAUAGCAGGGGAAUAGAUAGAGAGAUUGAGAGAGAGAGAACCUAACUUUGCUUUUCUGCUGUAAACACGGAUCAAAAUCCUCUUCUUCUUCCUAUCAAGCUCUGAGACCCACGUUCACGUUUCUCUUUUUUCUUUUUUCUUUUUUUUCCUUCUCCUUGCUCUGUUUCAAAGAUCCAGUCUCUUCCUUUAGCUCAUAUUAGACCUCUCCAUCAGGUUACGAAGAACCCUUUCAACAUUCCCCUUAAUUCAUUUGAUUCUUAAAUUUUUUGAAGAGUCGCACCACUUUUGGACAUGUUCGAAUCUUUCUGAGUUACGAUAAUUCAAGUACGGUAUUUUUAAAGCCCUACGACUAUUGGAUUUGAAGUUUUUUUGUACCUCUUUCAUUAAUUUUGCUGUUCUGGAUUUAGUAAAUUACAACUUCUUUGUAUGAAAUCUUUCAUGUGUAUUGCAUAAUUCACCACACACUGAUUGCCAAUGAAAUCCUAAUUAUCUAAAGUAGAGAGAUUUAUGGUUUAGGAUUCCUUAGAUGCAGACUCUGCCUAUUGAAAAUUGGCUUCAUAAUUUGACAAUGUCUUUGAGAAUGAAAGUUAGAUCAAUAAUAUUAUUCCCUGUAGAGAAUAAUUAAUAUGAAGAAAUAGGUGGUUGACUCGGUAUCGUUGGUUUAGCUAUAGAAUACUUAUCAUUUUUUUUUUAUUUUCAAAAAUAUUGGCUGGAAUUAGUGAUAUCAGAAUUGAGUGACAUUGUCACUUUGGAGUUUGGACUGAUGAAGUAUUUUAUGAUAUUCAUAAUUUGUGCACUCUUAUUUAUGUAAUAUGUAUUAUUAUAACUUGAUGUUAGACUCAUGUUACAAUUUAAGAUGGAUUUAUGUUGGGUUUAUGUUACAAUUUAGGUUAGAUUUAUGUUGGACCUAUGUUCCAAUUUAGGUUGGAUUAUUAUGUUGGGUUGUAAUAUUUUGAACCAAUAUAUUAGUGUUAAGGUAAAAAAUCAGGUUUUACUCUUUUAAGGAUUGGAUUGGAUUAUCUAAAAAAUAUUGAAUCACAAUUAUUGGAUGGAUCCGAUCCAAUACAGGGAUUCAUCCAUUGGAUGGAAUCAAUCCAACCCAAUGAUUUAUUGGAUCGGUUUGGUUCGGUUCGGUUGAGCCUAUAGUAUUGGAUUGGAUCGGUUUGAGAAAUCCAACAUCCAAUGUAUAAUUGGAUUGGACUUGGAUGGGUCUAAAAAUAUUGGAUGCGAUCCAAUGAACAAACCUAAGACCCAAGCCCAACUAUGAUAGAAUAGCAGACCCAAUACCAGAGUCAUAUUUCUCCCAUAACCUCUCUACUGACAUUGGCUUUCUUCGGUUUUGACACCGUAAUCAUCAGCAGUAUGCUAAAAAUACUAUCAACCAACUAAUCGAGAAUCGAAGAGGAGGAACUCCGUUAGGGUUUUGGCUUUUCAGGUUACUAAGGAUGGUAAAUUGGGUCUUUUUCGUAGGUUGGGUCGGGUCCUUUCUCGAAGAAACAACCUCUAACCCGUGUGAAAGCGGGGACUUAUCCAGGUCGCUGCCCCGACCUAACCUGACACUUUUCAUUUUGGACCAGGGCUGACCCGCCCCGGUUUAGACAUUAGUUAAAAAAAAAAGAAUUACCUCAUAUGCUAUUUUUUUUAACUUUUUUUUUUCAAAUUUACAGUGCUAGUUGCAAUAGGGGUUUCUGUACGAUUUUUUGUUGCAAUUUAGGUUACAGUGCUAGUUGCAAUAGGGGUUUCUAUAUAGAAUUUCGUAAAAAUGCAAAAAAAAAAUGUUUAGACGUGUAAAAAUGAAAAAGGCGCUAAUUCUCUUCUCUUCGACCCCGUGAAAAAGCAAAUCCUUAAACGCCCAGACCUAAAUCAAAAUCCCUAAACAAUGGGUCAGUGAAAUCUCUUGUCUUCGAUCCUGUUGGUUGGAAGUAUUUCUCUGAUUUCUCUUCAAUCUAAGAAAGCCUUCUUCUUCCCUCUUGUGUGACUCCUCUGAAUGAGUUUCUCUUUUCUCCCAACCACUGCUUCUCUCUUCCCUCCUCGCAGCCACUGCAACUUAUCUCCCUCGCCUCCUUUCGGCUAUUCACCACCGUCUUUCUCAAAUGUCUACGCCUAUGCUACCCUCUUCUCACUUUCUUCCUUCUAAUCGUAAGUUACUUAUUGAUUUUGAAUCGAUUGUUGUAUGGUGUACUUUUAAUUUGAUGUUCCUGAAAGAGUGAUUGAUUAAAUUUGUAUGCUGCUGUAUUGAUUUUACCCAAUUUUUCAGGAAUCUUGAAAAUCUAUUGGAGAUAUAAUUAAAUAUGGCUCUUUAAUUCUUCUGAGAACUGCAUUUGGGAUUUUGUCAUUAUCUGAUGGUACUGCGAGACCAGGUCUUAAUUUCAUCUCAUCACUCAAAAUAGGAGUAGGGUUUAGGGAAUGGGGGGAACUUUACAUUUUUCUAGGUCUCUUAAUUUUGAGUCUUAGCCUAUUUCUUGUUUCAUAUAAAUUUAAGUUCUUCUGAGGUGAGAUUUGGUAUUGGCAUUAUUUUGUCUUGUUGAAACGCCAUGUGUAUAAGGUGGCCGAGGAUUUUGACACCUACAGACCUCUCCCAAAUUAUAAGGAAGCAGAAAAACCCAUUAACAGCUCUCCAAAUCUUUAAUGAAGCUAAAUAUAUGUACCCAAGUUACCGUCAUAAUGGUCCAGUCUAUCAAACCAUGGUUGGAAUCCUUGGAAACUCAGGUAGAAUCAGUGAGAUGAAGGAGGUAAUUAAUCAGAUGAAAAAUGACUCAUGUGAGUGCAAAGAUUCAGUUUUUGUAGCUGCAAUGAAGACAUAUGCUAGAGCUGGAUUGAUGGAUGAAGCUUUUUCUCUGUUUAAGAAUAUUCCAGAAUUCAACUGUGUGAAUUGGACCAUGUCUUUCAAUACCAUCUUGCAGAUAAUGGUGAAUGAGUUGAGGUUUGAUGAUGCUAGAUGCCUUUUCUUAGAGAAUUGUUGUAAAUGGGAAGUGAGCUCUCGUAUUCGGUCUUUGAAUUUGUUCAUGAGUACGCUUUGCGAAAAGGGUCGUUCGGAUGUUGCUUUAAAAAUCUUCCUAGAGAUGGAUUAUCAGGGUUGUUGUCCGGAUAGGGAAAGUUAUAGGAUUUUAAUGAAAGGAUUGUGUCAAGAUGGCAGGUUGAAUGAGGGAACUCAUUUGUUGUAUUCAAUGUUUUGGAGGAUUUCUCAAAAGGGUAGUGGUGAAGAUGUUAUAAUCUAUAGAACCUUGUUAGAUGCUUUAUGUGAUAAUGGACAGGUUGAAGAAGCAGUUGAAGUUCUUGGUAAGAUAUUAAGGAAAGGGCUGAAGGCUCCUAAUCGAUCUCGAUUCCGCAUUGAUAUCACUCAAUGUAGUAAUGUUCAAGAUGUAGAGGCCAUUAAACGAUUGCUUAAUGAAGCUCUGAUAAAAGGUGGAAUACCUAGUCUGGCUAGCUUUAGUGCAAUGGCAAUUGAUCUUUACAUGGAAAAUAAGAUUACUGAUGCUGAUAAAGUUGUCAAAGAAAUGCAAGACACAGGUUUUCGCCCGACAUUAUCGGUUUAUGAAGCAAAGUUAGCUGCCUUAUGUAGGGAAAGUGAAGUUGAUGAAGCAGUGAAGGUUAUUGAAGUGGAGAUGGUGAAGGCUCACUGUGUUCCAACUGUGAAACUGUACAACAUAGUCUUAAGAGGACUUUGUGAUGGAGGCAAAUCGGCAUUAGCUGUUGGGUAUUUGAGAAAGAUGGUUAAACAAGUUGGUUGUGUUCCUGAUAAGGAAACAUAUGAUAUUUUAGUUGAUGGGUUGUGUCUUGAGGGAAAAUUUAUUGAAGCAAACAGAGUUUUGGAGGAGAUGUUAAUCAAAUCUUAUUGGCCAUGUGUUGACACUUUCAAUAUACUUAUUAGGGGUCUUUGCUCUGUGGGUAGACAAUAUGAAGGUGUGAUGUUGUUGGAAGAGAUGAUAAACCAGGGUAAGUUACCUGAACAGUCUGUGUGGAAUUCAUUGGUGACAUCUCUGUGUUCUAACAUAGUUAACAACUACAAGAUAUAUACUGUUAUGCCUAUGACUAGUUGAGAAGCUCUUUGAGCAUUUAUUGUUGUUUUGAACUAUGUUUGGUUGUUGGGAAAGAAUAUAAGAAUGAAUGAGAGGUAAAUUACUUGAAAAA